GCACGGGAUGCUGUGAUGUCUGGUCGCCACUGAGAGGAUGCUAUCGAUCAGGCGUGCAAGUCCUUCCUUCUCCGCUUUGAUAAGCAUGGUCGUGUGCGCGUUUAGACUCUUUCUGCUCCUCGUAAACAAAUUGGACAAGGUAAUGUGAGCGGGGACCGCACCAGGUCAUUAAUGCAAAACUCCUCAGCGCUGUUCGGGAUGGUGAGCCACUGCCAGACCCCUGCUUUCACCGACUUCACUGGCUUGACGCUCUCCGUGUACGGCAGCAAGGGAGACAUCUGUGCGCGGCGAGCAGGGAACGGCUUCGGAUCGCAGAUUUGCCGGAGCCCUCAUGACACCCCGACUCACAUGAACUGCGCCAGCCCGAAGCGACUCUCCGAGGAAAAAGCGCAUCUGUCAGGCAAAACUGCGCGCUUGUGCUUCUCUCUCCCGCCGGUGCAAGUGAACGGGACCUACUGCUCAGAGAAGGAUGCGAACGCUGAGCUGGGCAAUGCCGAGGGCCCCCUGAUGCGAUGUGGGCAGAGCCUGCUGCUUCCAGCGGGGGGUCAUUCGGAGGGGCUUUACUCCCAGAGCCUCCAGUGCAGCAGACCUACACCUGACCUCCUUCUGCAGGAUGGGCCUCAUCAAGACGCCAGAUCCUCCUCUGCCUUCGGGAGGACCCUGCCAGGGGCCUCGCCCGGCCUGGGCUGUGGUGGCAGCGGCGCACGCUCCUCUCUCCCUUACCCGGUCAAACAGGAGAGCUCGAUGGGCUACAAGAUCUCCAACGUGGAGUCUUCAUCUCAGGCUGGAUUUCAGGCCCACGCUGCGGGCCAAGUUUUGGAGGUGGCCAGGGAUGAGAUGGUUGGAUCGCUGCGUGUUAGCAACAACGGUAAUGGCGUAUGUGCAGUGAGCGGUGUAGGUAGCGCUGUGCCAGGAGACGCAGGACAACCGUUUAAUAAUGAAGAUGGCUCCUCCCCGCUGGCUUUGUCUCCGAUUGGCUCCCGUCAUUCAGCGCGGCUGCUCAGCGCUGGCAGUCUGAAGAGACGCUGCCUGUCCCUGGCCUCGCAAUCCACCGCCGCCGCUGCCACCGCUUCCCCAUCAGCUGUUGGCACCGCUUCUGAGGAGAUCAAUAUCACCGCAAUCAUCUGCUCCUCCUCCCAGAUGUCGAUGGUCGCCUGCGUCAACGGGUUCCGUACUAACCUCUCGCCAAGCAACACCAGCAGCGCCGGCUUCUCCUCCUCCUCCUCCUCCUCUACUGCUUCCCCACCCUCUAACUCCUGCUCACGGGAAGCCCCCCAGAGGCCCCCACCACACAGCAGCCCCCAGCAGGCUGCACUACAGGAGAGCUGUCAGCUGUCCUCACCUGCCACCUGCCUGUUGUCUCUUUCCUCUUCCUCAUCCUCUUCUUCAUUCGAGGGCUGUAACAAAGCGUUUUCUCGUCUGGAGAAUCUGAAGAUCCACCUGAGGAGCCACACAGGAGAGAAGCCGUACCUGUGCCAGCACCCUGGCUGCCAGAAAGCUUUCAGCAACUCCAGCGAUCGGGCCAAGCAUCAGCGCACUCACCUGGACACGAAACCGUAUGCAUGUCAGAUCUCCGGUUGUACCAAGCGCUACACGGAUCCCAGCUCCCUACGCAAACACGUCAAGAUCCACUCAGCCAAAGAGCAACAGGUGCGUAGGAAGCUUCGGCCCUGCCCUCACCUGGAGCAGGACGUCCUGAGCGACUGUCUGUCCAUGCAGCACCUCCAGAGCUCCGCCUCUACGCAGCACCUCUACAACGGCAAAGAUGGCCAUUCUCCUGCGUUGGGCCAAGACAUGUUCACAGGCCUGUACACUGGCUCCAGUACCCCCCAUCACAGCGCCCCAGUGGAGCUGCUCGCCCCCACCCCCAACUCCGGCUCCACCGCUGACCUGCCGACCCGACAGCACCGACUGGAUCGAGACCUCGGCAGCCCUCACCACCUGUCCCCGCUGGCUGCCAUGGACGGCACGAGAGACGGGGUGUCGGGUUCCCUCCUGUCUCCUGGGAUGAAGACAGCGGGGACAUCGCCUCCUCCGCUGGAGAAACAGCAUGUCCACCCUCACCACAAGCUUUACCCUCACUAUCACCAGCAUCAGCCUGCCAGCGACGAAUACCAAGGCAGCUUCCAGAGCUGCUUCCAUUUCGGAGACUCCUACAGGAUGGAGCAGACAGUCGGUGGCGUCCACGUCCCGGGAGAUUCUCACACCUACGCUUCACAUCAGCCCAAUGGCUUCCACAUGUCGACGAGCAACACCGGCUCUGCGGGCUUCAGCCUGACCCAGGAGCUGCAGGGAGGCGGCGGCUGCCAGUUCUUAUCCAGCCCAGAUGAUAGCAUUUUCUUCCAGGUGGGCAGCUUUGACCGUAGCUUGAGCCACAUGUCCUCCAUCUACACAGAGACAUGAAGGAACUGGAGCGAGACACGCUUCACCACACUACUCCGCGGUCCUUCCUCGUGCAUCCUCACACGCUUACAUCUUUUUUCUCUUCAGUUCUGGUUUCGUUUUUCCAAAAACAGAACAAAGAUCACAUUGUAAGUGGGUUAUUCUGACUUAAGUGCAAGAUAGAAACCAAUAAAGUGGAAAAAAUAAGGCUAAAUAUGAUGUAAAUGCAACUGUGACACUGAAUGGAAAUGGCUUCAGUGGCAAAAACAAUGGUAGUGUUUCCCAACCUUUUUUUUCUUUAAAACAUUAAACUGUCUACUUAUGAUUGCGCCUACUCAGCUGCAUCUGCUUUGAACAGUUCAAGCAAACAAAAGCUGACUUCUUUUGUACAACAUGAAUAACUUCAAAGGCCAAUGUACAAGUAAUAACACUAAAAUAAGCACGAGACUACAAAAAGGUUUGAUAAUGGGGCACCCCAUCAUGAAAACAGUCUUUAAACUUCCUGCAGUCUUUAAAUUCAUUCUAAUUCAUGCUAAUGCUAAUUAGCAUUCAGACUGAAAAACUAAAAUCCUGUUGGAUUAAAGGUCCAAGUCACCAGGCUGCAA
Molecule: messenger RNA, 2987 nt
Organism: Neolamprologus brichardi
Lineage: Eukaryota; Metazoa; Chordata; Actinopteri; Cichliformes; Cichlidae
Source: RefSeq, a predicted model, not a curated record